AUGCCAUUUGAAAUGGAUGAGUAUUAUCGUGGGCAAUUAUUCGCGGUAUCUGAGACAAGCAAGAACGAAACUGGUGGAGGUGAUGGCGUGGAGGUAUUAGAAAAUGAAGAUUUUACUAGUACCACUGUACGCCCAGGCUACAGCAUCACUGGUAUUUACACACAUAAAAUUUAUCGUACCAAAUCAAAAUCGCCGUGGGCAUUACGUAAAAUCUUUCCCGAUACAGCGUUUAUUUUACAUGAAGAGUGUUGGAAUGCUUUUCCAUAUUGCAAAACUGUGAUUAAAAAUCCAGACUAUAUGAAGGAUGACUUCUAUAUCUCUAUUGAAUCAAUGCAUCUACCAGACAGAGGAGAUACUGAAAACGCGUUGAAUUUAAGUCCGACGUUGAUGAAGAAGCGUGAAGUAAUUAUUAUUGAUAUUUAUGAUGAUAGUCUAUUGAAAAGAACGGAUGUAACGCCUGAAACAGACGUACAUGAAUUUAAAUCCAAGAAAACAGGUCGUGCGAAACUAUGCAAAGAUUGGAUUCAGACAACUAAACCCAUUAUGUGUUGUUACAAAGUAGUUCAAGUGCAUUUCAAAAUGUUUGGAUUUCAAACCAUGGUUGAACAUGUGCUCCAAAAACAAUAUCCAAGAAUUUUUUCUAAAUUUAAUCGCGAACUGUACUGUUGGACUGAUCGAUGGUAUGAUAUGAACAUUGAGGAUAUCAGAAUGAUGGAAAAAGAAACUGCAGAUGAAUUGAAGAAAAAAAUAGCGGAACCCGAAAAACGUGGUACAGUGUGUGAUGUGGAUGACAAGAAUUAA
Messenger RNA from Thelazia callipaeda (thelaziosis nematode), 801 nucleotides. The record is from the annotation of a GenBank genome assembly. Lineage: Eukaryota; Metazoa; Nematoda; Chromadorea; Rhabditida; Thelaziidae.